Molecule: messenger RNA, 746 nt
Organism: Megachile rotundata (alfalfa leafcutting bee)
Lineage: Eukaryota; Metazoa; Arthropoda; Insecta; Hymenoptera; Megachilidae
Gene: Tspo
Product: Translocator protein
Cellular component (GO): mitochondrial outer membrane
Source: RefSeq, a predicted model, not a curated record
UAGCGUAAAUUCGCUCCAUAGUCUUGUUUACAAUAAUUGCACCACUGGAAGUAUCGUCAGACGUAGUAGACAGCGUUGUACUUUCUCGGGCGUGCCCUGUGCUAUCGAUAUUCGAUAACUCAUCGUUUAAGGAUAACGCAAUAAGUUUUUAUUAUAAAUAAAAUGCCUGUGAAAAUAUCUUGGCCAAUUAUAGGAGCUAUUAUCCAUCCAAAUAUUGGAGGAUGGGCUGGAGCGUGUAUUACCAGAAAAAAUAUCAAACCUUGGUAUGAGUCAUUAAAAAGACCCUCUUGGACUCCUCCAAAUUGGGUAUUUGGUCCAGUGUGGACAACCAUUUAUUGUACAAUAGGAUAUUCUUCAUAUUUAGUAUGGAGAGAUGGUGGUGGUUUUAGAGAAGCAAUAAUACCACUUUCUAUUUAUGGAACUAAUUUAAUACUAAAUUGGUCUUGGACACCACUGUUCUUUGGAUUACACAACAUAAAAUGGGCUUUAUAUGAAAUCACAUUAUUAUGGGGAAGCACCGUAGCAAUGGGUAUUUCAUUUUACAACGUGAAUCCAAUUGCUGGCUAUUUAAUUCUCCCAUACUUAGUAUGGAAUUCUUUUGCUACAGCAUUGAACUAUGAAAUUUACAGGAAUAAUAAACCAAAUAUAGAGACAAUUACAGAUGGAAAGAAGGAAUAAUAUGUAAUGAUAUUUUUGUAGCAAAAAAACAUUGAUGUAUAUUAAUAGAUAAUACUUCGUACUUUUAA